This is a messenger RNA of Nematostella vectensis (starlet sea anemone), 3356 nucleotides long. RefSeq names its product extended synaptotagmin-2. Lineage: Eukaryota; Metazoa; Cnidaria; Anthozoa; Actiniaria; Edwardsiidae. Bases 75 to 2357 code for a protein of 760 amino acids. Gene Ontology annotation, biological process: lipid transport. The record is from RefSeq and is a predicted model, not a curated record. Gene Ontology annotation, molecular function: lipid binding. The transcript is spliced from 22 exons.
CGAUUUUACACAACACGUCUUUGAAUGGGUUUUGCUAAAACAUUCAACAAUAGUGCUUCACAUGAAAUGGUAAAAUGGGCGAAACACAGAAAGCAUCAAGUUUAGAAAACUCUGUGAAACAAGAUGAGCAGUUAUCACAAGAUGUGCCUCCAUCAGAUAUGCCUAGCGCUCCUUCGAAAUCAGAGGAAUCACAACUUAUCGUCAAAGUCAUCAUGACUUUCUUGAAAUACACAGGAGCAGCACUUCUAGUGUGGUUCGUGGGAUGGUUUGGGUUUGGUUACCUAUGGGUGGUACUUGGCACGCUAAUAUUUACUAUCUGGGUCAAGAAACAGGAGAAAAAGCAGGAGAAGAAGACAAUAACGCGUGCAUUGGCUGAGGAAGAGGAAAAGGCGGUCGCCGCUAGGGUCGACGAGCUACCUGCUUGGGUGUUUUUCCCAGAUGUUGAAAGAGCAGAAUGGUUGAAUAAGAUGAUCGUCCAACUUUGGCCAUUUAUCAACGACAUGGUUGUCAAGAUAAUGAAGGAAACUGUGGAGCCAGAGAUUCAAAAAAAUGUCCCUGGAUUUCUCAAGUCCAUUCACUUUGCAGAAAUCUCCCUUGGAAAUCAGCCCCCUCGUAUAGGAGGUAUCAAGACCUACACCCGAAAUGUCAAGCGCUCUGAGAUCAUCAUGGACGUGGACCUGAUAUAUGCUGGUGAUGCUGAUAUCCAGCUGUCAGUCAAGGGAAUAUCUGUUGGAAUAGAGGACCUGCAGCUCCGUGGAACACUGAGAGUGAUCAUGAGUCCACUUGUCCCAAGUGCUCCUCUUGUUGGUGGAAUAUCUGUUUUCUUCCUUAACAGGCCUGACAUUGACUUUGAUCUGACGAAUCUGCUGAAUAUCCUUGACAUUCCUGGGCUCAGUGACAUCCUGCGUGGAGUGGUUGGGGAUGUCGUGGCAUCAUUUGUAGUCCUGCCUAACAGGAUCUGUAUCCCACUGACUGAUGUUGAUCCCUACAAGCUGAAAUACCCACUUCCAGACGGUGUGCUUCGUAUAGAAGUGACAGAAGCCAAGGACCUGGUGGCUAAAGACAUUGCCGUAUUCAAGAAGGGCACAUCAGACCCCUAUGCCAUGGUCAAAGUUGGAGCACAAACCUUCAGGACCGAAACCAAGAAAGAGACUCUCAACCCUAAAUGGAAUGAGGUGUUUGAGGUGUUUGUCGAUAACAGCCAAGGCCAGAAAAUCAAGAUCCAGUUAUUUGAUGAGGACAGGGCGUCUGAUGACGAGGCGUUGGGCUCUGUGGAAGCUGAUAUUAGUACUGUGGUACAGCAAGGCAGUGCUGACCUGUGGCUGCCGCUUGAGAAUGUGGCAAGUGGCCAAAUCAACCUUCAUUGUACCUGGUACACAUUCACCAACAGUCCUGAUGACCUUUUACCACCCGAGAAAGCAGUCCAAGGCGAAGAGAUGUUGGCAACGUCAGCCCUUUUUGUUAAACUAGACUCUGCUAAAAAUCUUCCUGUUACCAACGCUGCUCGCGGCACCACCAGCGCAUUUUGUAAAUUGACAGUUGGUAAUAAGACAAAGAACAGUAAGACCAUCACAGAUUCUAUCAGUCCAGUUUGGGAGGAACCAUUCAGGUUCUUGAUCCACGAUCCCAAAUACCAAGAACUGAACAUUGAGGUGUUUGAUAGCGAGAAGGAGAAGUCCAUCGGCAAGCUGGAUGUACCACUGUCCAGCAUACUGCAAGACGAGGAUAUGACGUUUGAGCAGCCUUUCCCGCUCAAAGACUCCGGCCACAACAGCACGCUAACCUGUCAGUUUAUACUCAAGGCGCUUGUGACCCGUGAGGACGACACUUCAGACGAAGAAGAUGCAGCCGAGGCUGCCGAUACGGAACAGCUGAUACCAAGCAAGGACAAUAGUGGCGAGAAGACAACCGUCAGAAAGAGAAAGACAGAGCCUAAGGAAAAGAUUGAAAGGACUGUCACAGGAGAUGUCUAUCUUACCAUUCGCUACGACUCACAGGGCAGCAAGCUCAUCGUCACAGACAUGAAAGCUAGGGAUCUGAUGCCAUGUGACUCGGACGGACUAGCGGACCCCUACAUGCGGUCUUAUGUCCUGCCGGACAAAUCCAAAAGCAACAGACGCCGCACAGACAUUGCUAAGAACACCCUUAGUCCAUCUUUUGACGAGAAAUUUGAGUGGAUGAUCCCUGAGGCUCAGCUCAAGGAUCGCACUCUUGAUGUCACCGUCAAGAAUGACGUGUCAUUCUUCUCCAAGAGCAAGACUUCUAUGGGCCAGGUUCUCAUAGAUUUGGGUAAAUUGGACUUGAGCAAACCCAUCUCCGCAUGGUAUAUGUUGAGGGACGAGAAAGAUGAUGACUAAGCUGUGUGUACCGCGCUAGGUAGAAAUUCCAUCGCAACAUUCGUAUGCUGAUCAUUCAAGGACGAAGUCAGGUUUAAAACCUAACGUAAGGAUAUGAGUGAUAACGUUAACGCUGACGUGACAUUUUGAGUGGCGAAUUCAAACCAAAAUAAAUACAGUUACGCCAGAAAGCGCAAAUAAGAAUUCUACAAUGAAAAUAAGCUUCUUCUCUCAAAGAAACGCGCGAAUUUUCCACCCAAAAAGUCCCAUGAUUUCUUAGUGCUAGUUGCCUGUUUGCGCACGCUCAUAUCAGGUAGCAAUGGUUGGGCCUGGGACUAUAUAAAGGAAACCAUGGCCUUUCUCAUCCCAGAUCUUUCGCUUGAAUUCAACCCUUCACAUGUUCAGCCCAUUAGAAUCUCCAGCCCGAGUUCUUCUCGGUUUAUUAAUUCAAAAUAGAGUUCGAUUUCAAAAUGGCCCAUGGUCAAGAGUAAGAAGAACCUCUUAACGGAUGCGCUGUGAGACCUCUUAUCUCGCGCCCAAGUCCCGACCGUUGGCCAUUAUAUACACAGCGUGAAAACCCUCCGAAUCAGUCCCUCCGUAUAAUACCCUCGGAAUCAGACCCUCAGAAUCAGACCUUCCGUAUAAUACCCUCAGAAUCAGACCUUCCGUAUAAUACCCUUAGAAUCAGACCCUCAAAAUCAGACUUUCCGUAUAAUACCCUUAGUAUAAUACCCUCAGAAUCAGACCUGCAGAGUAGACAUCUUAGGUGGUAUAGCCUCGAUGUUUCUAUGCGCAGUGCAAGGAGUCUGUAGCGCAGGCUAAACGUGGGUAUUUAAAACAAAUAGAAUUUGACGAAACCAGUCGUAACAAAUAGCUUUUUUUUUUCUUUAUUUAGGUAAAAUCGCUUUAUUAAUUAUUAGCAAUUUUCAAUUUGAUAUAUAUAUGUAUGUAUUUUUAGGUUUCCUUGUCGUAUAGAGUAAUAAUAAUAUUCAAAAUAAUUUAAUAAAUGGAAUAAUUUUA